Messenger RNA from Bipolaris maydis ATCC 48331, 3299 nucleotides. RefSeq lists its product as uncharacterized. The record is from RefSeq and is a predicted model, not a curated record. Gene Ontology annotation, cellular component: nucleus. Gene Ontology annotation, molecular function: ATP binding; DNA binding; ATP hydrolysis activity. NCBI's taxonomy places the organism in Eukaryota, Fungi, Ascomycota, Dothideomycetes, Pleosporales, Pleosporaceae.
AUGAGUAGCUAUUCCCCAGGCAUUCCCUCCUCGUUCGAUCCUGCUCUGCUCAACUCGGAACUCGAAUUUAUCCACGGCGCGCCUGCUACUCCUUCGUAUUCUGACGACAUCGGCGCAAUUCAGCAGUGCAUCGCUGAAGACAUUGAUAAGAAGACCCGCGCAGGAGUCGUCAUACAACACCGUGCUUGGAGAGUUGCAGACGUGUUUCGAAGUGAGGGCGAAGGACUAGUUGAAACACCCGCAAAGCGCCGUCAACAUUUGCCAAUCAAGCGCUGUCCGACUGACGUAUCAACUGGAGACCCGUCAUUUCCUUCUUCACCUCCAGCAUUCGCCAUGCCACUCAUAUCAUCCCCUAUCGCAUAUCCGCCCAGCUCAUCAAUGCCACAACCGCCGUCGCCAAAGAAGAGAAAGCGCCCAGAAGAUGCCCGUGAGCCGUUGCAGGAUGUACCAAAUAAUAAUACCACCCGCAAAAUUGGUGGGUUUCUUGACGACUCAGAUGAUGAAGAGGACAUUGCAGCGCUCAAGGAGCAUACCUUAAAGAGGAGGGCAGUGAGCAGCAUCAAAGAUCUACCCGAAGUCCCAGAAGGAUUUGCCGACUACACACCACCGGCAAGCCAAGAUGAAUUGGCGGAUCCCGAAUCGAUACCAGUCGAAGAGCUCGACAACUACAGUUUCAAGUCGCAGUCACAAUCGCCCGUCAAGCGACCGCAUACGUCACACGAACCUACUUCAGCACAACCCAUGCGUGGCAUGGUGGCGCGCAACGCAGCUGGGAAAGUAAUAUACAUACCGAAGAAGGCAAAGCGCCAAGUCGAAUCAUAUGAAGAAAUCAUCGCCGCACGCUCGGAGCCAGUUCAAGGAAAAGCGAGGACCAGCUACUACGGGCUCAACAUUCACCAAUUGAUGGACGAGGCCAAGACAUUGGAUCAAGAGAAGGCACUGAGCAAUUCAAUGAAGAACCUCGAAUUACCAAAGCAGUCUGUGGAACAACCCACCAGCAAAAGUGGCAAGAGUAGUCGUACGCUCAUGUGGACCGAGAAGUACAGGGCAAAGAAGUUCACAGAUCUGGUUGGAGACGAAAGAACACAUCGAUCAGUACUGCGUUGGCUAAAGGCUUGGGAUCCUAUCGUCUUUCCAGGAUCUGCAAAGGCAAAGCCGAAGAAGGCCAAGAAUGGGUUCGAGGAGGACGAGCAAAGGCACCGCAAGAUUCUACUAUUGACUGGCCCUCCUGGACUUGGAAAGACUACUCUUGCACACGUCUGUGCGCGGCAAGCAGGCUACGAGGUUCAAGAGAUUAAUGCAUCCGAUGAGCGCAGUGGAAACGUUGUCAAAGGCCGUAUUCGAGAUAUGGUAGGGACUGAGAACGUCCGUGGCAUCAACACCAGCACAGCAGAUGGUAAAGUUCGUAAAGCUGGUAAGCCAGUAUGUGUCGUGGUUGAUGAGGUAGACGGUGUAGUAGGAAGUGGUGGCUCGGGUGAGGGUGGCUUCAUCAAGGCCCUGAUCGACUUGAUUAAUUUGGACGAGAAAAAUUCAAAAGCACUUGGGCAGGGGCAAUCAAAUACCGGAACAAAGAAGAAGAAGGGAGACAAAUUUCGACUACUACGGCCACUUAUACUGAUAUGCAACGAUCUCUAUCACCCUUCGUUACGGCCGCUACGACAGUCAUCGCUGGCCGAGAUAGUGCACAUCCGCAAACCUGGCCUCAACAUGGUAGUUUCUCGCAUGCAGGAUAUCUUCACCAAGGAAGGCAUUCAAUGCGAUUCUGACGGUGUUCGUCGGUUGUGCGAGGCUACAUGGGGGGUGAGCACAAAGAAAGAGGGUGGAACAGGUAGUGGCACAGGCGAAGGUGAUAUUCGUGGCAUCAUGGUAGUCAGCGAGUGGAUAGCAGGGCGAUUACGAGCUACACAUGGUUACAGUUCCAAAGAGCCGCCACAUCUCUCGCGGAAAUGGAUAGAAGACAAUCUCAUCAACGACCUGAAGCAUGGUGGGGGAGCUACUCGCAGCUUGGGGCGAGGCGGUGCGAAGGAUGUGGUUGACCGUGUCUUCCGCGAAGGCGCUGGCUUUCCUAAACAAGCGGAAACUACUGACCCAGCAACGGCACUAGCGAGAGCGAAAAGCGGUGUGAUCGGUGUUGCUGAAGCGGCAAAGCGGCGCGCCAUGGAUCGUCUUAGGGAGAUGGUCGAUACAAGUGGCGAUUGCGACCGUGUUGUGACUGACUGCUUUACUGCAUACCCUGAGAAGCCUUUCCAAGACGACACCUUUCUCAGCAAACCCAACGCAGCUUACGAAUGGUUGCAUUUUCACGACACAAUCAACGCAGCCGUGCAUGGCUCACAGGAAUGGGAGCUUGCACCCUACCUUUCCAACUCCGUGUUAGCAUUCCACGAUCUAUUUGCCUCACCCAUUCGGUCGACUACGAAUCCCGUAACCGAUCCGGACGCGCAGCCAACUCCCUUUUCCGGACCUGGCGCAAGUUUUGCUGCAAUGGAGCAGACCAAAGCUAGCAGGGCUCAAUUGAUGGCGUUGCAAACAACUCUGAGCUUGUCUCUAACUCGCAUGUUUCGAAGUCCAGAAGAGAUGGUCAUGGAGCUGAUACCCUAUGUCUUACGCAUGUUGUCACCAGACGUCAAACCUGUUCUCGUCAACACCGGUGCAUCGGGAUCAAAAUCGUUUGCCACAGCCUCAGUACGCAAAGCCUCAGAGAAAGAGUUGGUAAAGAAGGCUGUCGAAGCCAUGGUCGCAACUGGAGUUCGCUUUGAGAAAUCUAGAAUCGAAACAGAAGAAGUGUCACACAGGAGUGGAGGCUUCAUUUGGCGCAUGGAGCCCGCCCUCGACGUCCUAGCCACCUUUGAGACUCUCGCGAGCAAGAAAGACGAAAAAGCACGCUACGCCGUGCGAAGUGUCCUCGAGCAAGAAUGGCGGAAAGAAUCUGCGAUCCGUGAACAGGCCAAUCGCAAGCGCCGCGGAGGUCAAGACGAGUUUGACGAUGACGUAGAGGCAGGAAAGAAGGAGGAGAUGACGACCGAAGAGAAGAUUGCUGCAGUAAAUCAGAAGGCUGUCAAGCGUGACUUCUUCGGACGAGUAAUACAAGAGACGGAUGCGAGCAAGAAGGAGACGAAGAGGCGGCAGGAUCUUGGGGAGACGCAGGGAGAUGCGGGAAGGAUAUGGGUAUCGUUUCACGAAGGCUUUUCGAACGCAGUCAGGAAACCUGUCACCAUUGACGAUAUUAUGCGGGACCUAUAAGCCUGGGGCCCGUGUUUGGAUCUUCCCGUUAUGAUAGGAAUCACGAAUUUUGCACA